CACCAUAUAAGGCAUAUCCUCAAUUUAAUUUUCAAAUAUAAACUGAACGGAUCCAGUCACAAUCCUCUUCGAUCCCCCCUCUUCCACCCUACUGUAUGAUACUCCAUUGUACGAGCUAAGGUCAACUAGGUCCCGGGACUACAGAAAGCUAGAGAACCCGAGGAGAAAUGGAAGAGCAAGAGUACCCACUCCCACUCAUAGCGCAGCACCUCCGAGCCUCAAUAUAUGUUAGCGCCGCGGGGCUUGUCAUGCUUAUUUAUGACCACAUCCUCACCUUUUCCGACGAGGUAGAACUCAUUUGGAGAGCUCGAUGGACCACUCCCAAGGCACUAUUCCUGAUUCUGAGAUACUUCGUCCCUCCAACCCUCAUCAUUCAUAUGCACCAAUUUAGUGGACUCUCAGACGCAGGUGUAAAUAAUACAGUUCGUCUCCAAUCUUGUUCCUUGAUCCUUCUAAAUUCUCACCCACCCCCUCCCGCAGUUCUGCAAAGUAUGGUUCAGUGUCUCUGUUAUUCUUGGUAUCGUUACGAUGGCGAUCGCAAAUUGUGGGUUAUAGCGAAGAUGUCAAGUGAACGGUUGAAAGCUGAACGGCCACUCCAUAGUCCUCGUCAUCCUUCACCUAUGGAACCUUUGGCAACGCAACAAACGCCUUAUUUAUUCGACCUGUCUACUCUACUUGUUAACACAAGUCGCACACCUGGUAUGUGCGGGGGUUGUCAUUCCCAGUCUCGUCAGAGAACUACAAUAUUCUAA
Messenger RNA from Marasmius oreades (fairy-ring Marasmius), 752 nucleotides. RefSeq lists its product as uncharacterized. The transcript has 8 exons. The record is from RefSeq and is a predicted model, not a curated record. Bases 168 to 752 code for a protein of 194 amino acids. NCBI's taxonomy places the organism in Eukaryota, Fungi, Basidiomycota, Agaricomycetes, Agaricales, Marasmiaceae.